AUGGCUCUAUCGAACACCAAAGUAUUAUCGAUUCUAAUCUAAGUGAUAUGGUUGUGUUUAAUUUCAUGGAUAAAAUCACGGUCGGUGGUCGAAUCGGUGAUGUUACUGUCAACUUCUGUACUCUACCUAUUAGUGAUCAACCAGAAAUCAAACUUUAUGUUCUUCAACCGAGACCCGAUGAUCCACGGGCAUUUACCGUUAUUGAAUGGCUCGACAGAGAUCAUUAUGUUGUUCCAGUAGAAAACUUAAAUCGAAUUCGAGAUUAUUCGCCAGUCGGGAAACAAAAUGGUGUGCAUACAAUCGCUACGAACACAGAUAUACCAGUAUUGGCAGGUCAGUAUUUGGCCAUUAGUUUUGGUUUCGGUGCCGGCAGUCCGUAUAGUGUCGAACGAAAUGAAUAUUCAGUGAAUAUCAAACAUUUUCAGACGGCAUUGAAACAGAAGAAAUCGGUAUUGUUUACCAAUUAUCCAAAUAAAGGAGCAGCGUUCAGUUUUAAUGUGGUACAAACAGACACUUAUGGCAAUCAGAUUCCGCCUGAGGCUGUUCGAAAUAGUAAUGCAAACAUGAUGGAACUGACGGUUCAGUAUCCGGGUAGUGAAAGUGUCAAAUCAUCUGAUAGACAUAGUCGACAGAGAAGAAGCAGCGGAUCUUUUGAAAUGACCAACAAGUUUCAAGAACGUGACAAUGUGCUACGUGAAUCGUCAAUUGCCGAAGAUUACUGGAAACAGAUUAUUGAAUCGAUCAAGAAAGGUGAACAAAAUGAACAACGUGAAGAUACGUGA
Messenger RNA from Didymodactylos carnosus, 782 nucleotides. The record is from the annotation of a GenBank genome assembly. NCBI's taxonomy places the organism in Eukaryota, Metazoa, Rotifera, Eurotatoria, Philodinida, Philodinidae.